AUGGCGGCCGCCCAAAGAUCCGCGGGGUCCGUCGAAGAUAACAAUGGCUGCGUUGUCCCCCAAUUACUUCCAGACGACGGUGACUCUGAUGACCAGAACGCUGAUGGUUUUACCCCGCCGGCCGACGGCUACCUUAACGAAGAACAAAGGCAGUCGGACGAAAAAGGAAUUCCUUUGGCUACACCCUGGACAUUUUGGUUAGACAAGGAAGAUGAAUUCAAUUGCAAGGGAGGUAACUGGAGUUUUAAGUGCCAGAAAACAGACACUGCUUUCGUGUGGAAGGAAUUGCUUUUAGCUGUCAUUGGUGAACAGUUGGUUGAUUGUAUGGCAGAAGGUGAUGAAAUUGGUGGUUUGAGUUGCAGUAUCCGAAACAAAGAAGAUGUUUUCCAGGUUUGGAAUGUUCGUUCUGACCUUGAAGAAAAGUCCAGUCUGGUUGAGAAAGUGAAGUCUCUAUUACCAGAAGUCAAUUUUACGUCUGUCCACUACAAAACUUUCCAAACCCACCAAGCAUUUGAAGGUCACAAGGUCAUCAGUGGCUCAUCUUAA
Acanthosepion pharaonis is the source of this 546-nucleotide messenger RNA. Lineage: Eukaryota; Metazoa; Mollusca; Cephalopoda; Sepiida; Sepiidae. The record is from the annotation of a GenBank genome assembly.